Molecule: messenger RNA, 2247 nt
Organism: Hydatigera taeniaeformis
Lineage: Eukaryota; Metazoa; Platyhelminthes; Cestoda; Cyclophyllidea; Taeniidae
Source: the annotation of a GenBank genome assembly
AUGAAUGCUAAAAAGAUUCCAACCAAUCAGCGUGAGGCUUCACCGUCGGUUUGGCAGCUGCAAAAUCCCCUAUUGGGUGAGAGUCACAGUGCCUUCAUUGACCUUCGAAAACCACCACCACCGCCGCCACCACCUCCUCCACCACCACCACCACCACCUCCACCAGUAAUGAGCUCUGCUGUUGUGGUCACCGACACCAUCACCGCCGCUGACACCAUGGCUAGCACUGCGGCGAAUCUCGUUGCAGCUCUCAAGGUGACCACAUCAUCGGUGGGCGUGUCGGGGCACCCAGCACCUCCUCCACCCCCUAAAAGAUCUCCUCAAACGGUUUUAACGGGGAAAUUCGAAGAUGGGGCUUCUGUGCUGAAAGGCAAUGCUUCUCAAGUAUCUCCAAUUCCAUCAUUGCCUCCAGCACCUCCACCGCCACCUCCGACUAAGGAAGCUUCUGUGGUGAUGCUCACUCCUCGGAGUACUAUUUUGCCAUCCCAUCCACGCGUAGAUCCCUCCUCUUCCCACUCUAACGAAACUGGUUCCAUAGAUGAGGCCUCCGUUCUUCACAUGACCGAUCUCUUGACACGAAAGCAUGCUUCCGACAGUGUGCGUGAGUACCUCCUUUCAGCAGCGGCAGAGAUGGAGCACGAGAGGGAACGGAGAUUACAAGCAGCUGCAGUGAAUGUGGUGGCAUUCAGGCGGAGAGUGCCUGCGGUUCAAAGACACCCAUUAUUUGAAGCAACUAGAGCAUCAACAAUGGGGACAUCCGCCUCGUCUUCAGGAAAUACAAUUGAGAGACCGACAUCAGCUGUAGUUCCCAAGGUCUUACCGGCGGAGGAGGAAAUUACGAUUCGCCUGAUAAAAGCUGCCGCCGGUUUGGGAUUCAGUUUGACAACACGAGAGGUGUUUUUGGGCGUCUACUCAACUGAUCACCCAUCUCCAGGCAAAACCCAGCUUCAACAGUCCACAUCGAAGGCUCAACAACAAACUGUCCAUCUAACGCCAAUCUAUGGAAGGGCGGUUUGCGUAAAAAGCAUUAUUCCUGGCGGAGUGGCUCUGAAAGACGGUUCCCUACGAGUUGGAGACCGCCUUUUGAAGGUUGAUCGCGAAGACGUGUCAACCAAAUCACAGGCUCAGAUAGUCUCCCUCCUUCGUGUGAAACCCGUCGGUUCUGAAGUUGAACUUGUCGUAAGGCGACCCCAGUGGCUGACUUCUACAACGACGGGGGCGUCAACGUUGAAGAACGUCGACAACGAGCCUACUUAUCGAACUCUCAGUCCUGGUUCGAGUCUAGGCACUUGUAGUUGCAUGUCACCGCACUGUCCAGACUAUGCCCUCCUUCGAGGCCAUCGAAUGGGCAGCGUGGAUGAUUCGCAACUAGGAAGCCAUUCAGAGCGGCUCGAAAAAUGUGUCUAUCUGAAGUUGGACAUUCCCCUUUUGCCCAUGGAAUCACAACCCACUGUGGAGACUGACAUAGGUGGUGUUGGUAGUGGGGUCGCCAUGACAAUUCGAAAUCGUCUGGCAGCUAUGAGAUUGGGCGUCAGUGUGCGUGAGGAUUUGCCCGAAUGGUACCCCAAUUCCACCACGGCAAGCGGAAUUUUUGUCAAGGGACUUAUAGAAGGUGGUGCUGCGCACGCGGAUGGUCGACUGCGUGUGGGUGAUGAGAUACUAGAGGUGAAUGGCAUGUCCUUAGUGAACACUCCCAAUCCUUUGGCUCUCUUACGAGCAGUGCUCAAACAGAUCUCUUCCCUGACACCCCUUAACGCGACUCCGAAUUCCCCUCCCAACUGUCUCAAUGAUCAAAGUGCCGCAUUUCCCGUCGUUCGUCUUCUGAUUGCCCGACGUGUACGACAUAGACGAUCCGCUUCUGGUCACACGAUCGGAUCCAUUUUCGGACUAGAAACCGCUCCUUAUACUGCCUCCGAAGCCGCUGCUCAAGCGGACAUAGAUAGGACCUCUGCCUUACUUCUCUCGUCACCAAAUGACAGUAGUACAGAGGUGCCUUGCCAUGCCCUUCGAAUCUCCGCCGAUGUCCAUGCCACUAAUACAACCGCUACUGCCACCACAACCUCGUCCGUUAUUGAACCGGUUGUUAGGAUCAAUGCUGGUGGUCUUGAAGACACUGCGCCGAGUCCAUCGACCUUAAGAAAAAAGAGGGUAGCCCCUAAUCCCGUCCUAAACGCACCCCCGUUGUCACAGCCUUCGAAAAGUGCCGUUGUGCCACAGAUGAAAAAAACUUCCAAUGAAAAGUGGUGA